UGUCAUGUGUCACCUGAAGACUCAGUUGGAAAUGGGUUGAGAGUUCACCCAGGAGAGAACUAGUGGUUUCAAGCACACAGGACGACCUUCAGCUGCGCCUUCCUCCUCGUUUACAGUGCAGUGUUAUCUCAGGAACUGUUUCUAAAAGGAGGGAUGUAGAAGAAGAUGAAAUGCAAACACAGGUGUUUUCAGAAUUUUCUACUAAGCUGUGGCACUUUAUCAUUAAUUUCUUAGAUUAUCUGGGGCAAGGGGUGUGUAGUUUCAGAGGUAAAAGGCCUUGACUUUGUGUGUGUGUCUUAUUGGUAUUGAAUAUCAGGAAAGUUAGUUGGGGGAGUCUGGAAAUGUCAUUGUAUGCCUUCUGUGUUCCGUGGUGUUUCUGUACUCCUGAGGACCAUGGCUCUAUGAGAAAUGAGGGGCUUGAGCCAUGAAGUGCUGUGUAUUUAAGGCAAUAAGAACUCACGAGUGAGGGGGCUGGGCUGGGGCUCAGUGGUAGAGCGCUUGCCUGGCACAUGUGAGGCACUGGGUUCGCAGCACCACAUAAGUGCUUAAGUAAGUAAAAUAAAGGAAUGUGUCUAUCAUCUACAACUAAAAAAUAUUUUUAAAAAAGAAUUCAUAUAUGAAGCUGGGCUGGUGGUGCAUGCCUGUCCCAGCAGCUCAGGAAGCCGAGGCAGGAGGAUUGCGAGUUCAAAGUCAGCCUCAGCAAAAGCGAGGUGCUACGCAACUCAGUGAGACCCUGUCUCUAAAUAAAAUACAAAAUAGGGCUGGAAAUGUGGUUCAGUGGUCGAGUGCCCCUCAGUUUAAUCCCUGGUACCCCACCACCACCAAAAAAGAAAAAAAAGAAUUCACAUACUAAUGUACUGUGGUACCAGCUAAGACUAUUUAAGGGCUGACGGUUUUUUAAAAACAACAAACCCUUUUUCACAUAGUUUUUCAAUUUAUCUUGGAGGGUUUGGUUCUGGAGAUCGAUCCCAGGGCUCCCACGUGCUAGGCAAGUGCUCUGUCAUGGAGCUAUACCCAGAUCCCUUUUUCUUUUCCUUCCUUCCUUCCUUCCUUUAAGUUUUGUAUCAUCAGGGUCUUGCUGAGUUACCCAGGGUGGCCUUCAACUUGUGGUCCUCCUGAAUCUCAGGAGCAGGGAUUAUUGGCAUGUGCCAUUUCUCCUGAUUCUUUCUGUGGUUUUAAAAACCUAACUUGUGGACAUUUUCUUGGUUUCUGUGUAUUGAUUGUUACAGCUGUAUGAUAGUUCUUCAAACUGCGUAAAGUGAUUUCUCUAUUAUUUAAAACUGAUUUAGCAUUUCUAGUUCCUUUAACUUUUUCCAUAUUCGUUUUAGGAUAAGUUUGUCAAUAUUACCAAAAAAGUCUUGGUAGACUUUUCAUAGAAAUUAAAUCCGAUGAUCAGUUUAUUGAGAAUCCAUCCAUGUGGUGUGUUGGGUCUUUCAGUUCAUGAAUAUAAUGUGUGUCUAUUUAAGAUUUCCACAUUUACUUCAUGAGUGUUUUAUAACUUUUAGCAUUUAUAAACCCUGCACAUUUCUGUUAGGGCUCAUAUCUAGGGCUUUUUGUUCAUGUUUGGUUGUUUUAAUGUUUGUUUGGUGUUGCUGUGAAUUUUCAGUUUUCACAUGACAUUUGAGAAUAUGCAGAAUGAUGAUGUCCUUGUGCACUGUUUUGCCAUUGUGCAACCUUGCUUAACUAAUUAUUUCUAGCUCAUUUUUUUCACAGAAUCUUAGGGAUUUCCCACCUAAUAAUGUUCUCUGCAAAUCACUCUAUUUCUUCCUCCUGAUCUCAGUAGCAUAUUCGCUACUUUUGUGUGGUUAGGGCAUAAGCGAGGGUUUCCCACAUGAGGAAUGAAAGCCAUCCUUGCCUGGUCCUUCAGACCAGAGCAGAAACGUUGAGUUUUUCCUUGUUACGUACAAACGUUGCUUGUCGUUGCUGUGGAGAGACAGGCUGGUUGUGAUUGCCAGGGCCUUGCAUGCUAGGCACACUCCCCACCAUUAGGCUGUAUCCUCAGACACAGAAAAUGUCCCUCUGUUCCCAGUGUUCUGAGGUUUCGUCAUUAUGAAUUUUGUCAAAUGCCUUUUUUAUAUCAAAUGAUAGGAUCGUGUGAUGUUUCUUCUAUAUCUUAUUGAUAUAAUGUAUUACAUUGACAAGAAUUUGGAAUAUUGAGCCAGGCAUAGUGUGUACGCCUAUAAUCAUCAGCAACUCAGGAAGCUAAGGCACAAGGAUCAAAAGUAAGAGUUUGAAUAUUGAACCAGCCUGCAUUCUCAGAAUAAACCACUGUUUGUGGAGUAUAAUUCUUUUAUAUAUGUAUUUUUAGUUGCUGAUGAACCUUUUAUUUAUUCACUUAUUUUUAUGUGGUGCUGAGAAUGAAACCCAGCAUCUCACAUAUGCUAGGCAAGCACUCUACCACUGAGCCACAACCCCAGCCCUAUAAUUCUUUUUAUAUGUCAUAUGACAUCAUUCCAUUUUUUUGUAAUUUGGUGAGGAAGUUUUUCUCUAUUUUUUCAUGUCCCUCUUCUAAUUUUUUGAGUGAUAAUGACAUAUAUAUGUAUGUGUGUGUGUGUGUGUGUGUGUAUUACUCCCCCACCCCCACAGUACUGGGGGUUGAACCCAGGGACACUCUGUUACUUAGCUAAUCCUUGUUUUUUGUAUUAUUUUGGUUUUGUAAAGACAGGGUCUGGCCAAGUUGCCCUGGCUGGCCUUGAACUUGGGAUCAUCCUGCCUCAGCCUCCUGAAUAGCUGGGAUAACAGUUGUGCGCCACUGUGCCUGGCUGGCGUGUACUGGACUGUAUGUUUAAUUAGUGUCAUUUAUUCUUGUGAUGGUUGAUAGCAUUCUGUAGUAAACUGUUGUGCUAAGAUUUCUUUUUUUUAGGCUUUUAGGUUACUUGUUUAUUUUAUUAGGUAUAAAAGUACUCAAAGCACUUCAUGGGAGAUAAGUUUUGAAUUUUUUUUUUUUUUUUUUUGGUGUGGUGCUGGUAUCUGAACCUAGAGGCUUGCCCAUGCUAGGCAUGUGCUUUAUCACUGAGCUAUAUCUGUUUCAUGUAAGUUUUCUAAUUUAUUUCUCUUAUUGUUGCAAGUAUUUCCUUAAUACCCUUUUGUUGACUGCAGGAAUAGGUUGCCCUUGCUCUUAAGCCAUCCUCCUGCUUGCGCUUCCCACAGGACGCUGGGAUUACAGGUGGGACCACUGGGCCAUCUUCUGUUCUCUUUUGAUCUUCAUCAGUCUUAGAUAAUCUAUCAUUUAUCUUAGACACAGAGCACAUGUGUCUUCUUGGUCCUUUCAAAUUAAUCAGCACUUUGGGUUGUUGAUUUUUUUUUCUUUUUUCUGUUUCUGUUAAUUCACUCGUUUCUGCUCUGAUGUGCAUUAUUAUAUCUUUUCUUCUACUUGGUUUCCUUGUGUUGGCUCUUAGCAAUUUUCUUAUGUGGGAGUGAUUAUUGACUUGAGGCUUUUCAGUUUUCCAAUGUGAGCAGUUAAUUCUGUAAAUUUCCCUCAUAGAACUAUUAUUUCAUUCAAUACUGAAAUUUCUUUUUUCAUUUCUCUGUGUGUGUGUGUGUGUGUGUGUUGCUUAUGGAGCCCAGACCCUCAUGUGGGGCAAGUGUUAUCCUACUGGGCCACACCCCCAGCCCCUCAAUUCUGAACUUUCUUGAUUCCUUUUGAGACUUAGUCUCUGAUUCAUAAUUAUUUAGAAGUAUGCUGUUUAAUUUCCUAGUAUUUCACAUAUUUCCUGCUGUUACUGAUUUCUGAUUGUUUUACAUUUGACCUGGGUUUUGUUGUUGUUGUUUGUUUGUUUUGUUUUGUUUUUAUUUUUAUGAACCAGCACAUGGUCCAUCCUGUUAGGUGUGCUGCCUGAGAUGAGCCUGUGUUCUGCUUCCCUUGGCUAGAGUGUCUGUACAUGUCUGCUUGUCCUGUUGAUGAUGGCAUUCAGAUAUUCUGUGUCUUAGCUGAUUUUCUGACUAGUAUUUGUUUUUUGUUUUAAAUCUUUGUCCAGUGUAGUUUUCUUUGUAAAACUUUAUUGAGGAUUUUAAGUCAGAUAUCCAAUAUAAGAUAGCUUGAAUUGUUUCAGCUUGUCUUUGUUUAAACCUCUGGUUGACUUUCACCUACUCUGGCCUUUCACAGGGCCCUGGAUUUGACAUUUUCCAUCUUGACAUCGCUUCCAGGACCUCCUUCCAAGACCUCCAGUCUUGCAGAGACUUUUGUGGAGUUCAGCUUCCAGGUCAGGCCCUCGAACCUCAGGGCUCCCACCCCUCUUUCCUGGCCUGGUGUGGCGUCUUGCCUCUCAGAUGGCGGCUGCUCUUGUUGGAGUUGCUCACCGCUGCAGUGCUGGGAGGUCCCAGGCCCAGCUGGGGAGAAGACCCUCAUUCCUCUGCUUUUCCUCUAGAUUUACAUCGUUGUCCCUCUCAUAUUUCACAUGAUCGAGUCUCAGAGAGGAGAACUUGUGUCGCAUUUCUAUCAGUUGCUGAGAGAGUCCUGUUGAUUGAUGUCUUGAACUGUAAUUGGGGGAUUGUGUAUUCUGCAUUAGAUUUCUGUCCCUGGGUCAGAAUGUGUGAGAUGAUCUGAAAGGAGGGAGGUUUCUCUGGCUCAUGAUCUUGAAGUCUCGGUCCAUGGUUGCUUGGCUCUUGUUUGGGGCCUCUGGUGCGGGAAUGCCUCACGGCAGAGAGCCUGUGGUAGAACAGAGCUGCUCACCCCGGCAGACAGCAUGCAGAGGGAGGAGGGGUGCCCUGGGACCCCACGUCCCCUCUGUAGGUCCGCCUCCUUGGGGUCUGUCACUUUGCAGUGGCACUUGGGCCCGAGGAGGACAGGAAGACUUUUCCUCCCUUAAAUUCUGUCAGGGUUUAUAUCACGUAGCUCAGUGCUCUGUGGCUGGGCACAUAUGUUGAAGACCGCUGUCAUCAUUUAUUGACCCUUUACCACUGGGUAAUGUCCUUUUAUGCCACUGUGAGUUUUCUUGGCUGACUUCUGUUUAGUGUCUUUAAUCUUGAUUUAAUCUGUUUUGUGUCAUCAUUACUGUAUUUUUUUAAUGUUUGUUUAGUUUACAUUUUAUUUGGAUUUUUAGCCAUGUCUGUCAUUUGAAGUGAGCUUCUUAUGAACAGUAUACGCUUGCAUCAUGCUUUUUCAUUUAUUUUGGAUAUUUCUGACAAUUUGUAUAUUUAGACAAUUUAAAAUGACUACUGAUGUUAAUGCUUUUAUCUGCCAUUUUAAUUUGUUUGUGUUCCCUAUUUAUUGUCCUUUCUUUUUUAUUGUUUUUCUUGGUGGAGGGUGGGUUCUCUUUUCUUGUAGGUUAGUGUGUUUUUUUUAGGCGAUGUAAGGUAUCUGAAGGUGUGUAUUUAAUUUGCCACAAUUUCAUGGUAUUCGCAGUUUACAUUCUGUAUAGCCCCUGUCGUUGCCUGUUAGGUUUUCUUUGUUUCUCUUCGGAUGCUCUGCGCCAUAUUGGGAGAUGUGCUUUCUGACUUGGCGGUCAGACGUGCCCGACAGGCGUGAGAGUGUUCCUGCCCCCGAUACCCAGGCUGUUGGUUUUUCUCCAGAUCCCAGGUGGUCUUCCCUUCUGUUUGGUGAGUGUCCUGGGCUUUUUUUCUGGGGUAGUUCUGCUAGUGACCGCUAGUUUUCUUCGUGUUCUUCUGUUUCUGAGGGACGUUUUUGUGAGAGAGAGGAUCUGGGCUCCACAGGCCUGGCCCUGGGUAAGCCUCUCCGUUCCACUGUCCACUUUGGUUUUUUCCUUUCUUUUUUCUCUUCUGAUUGUUCACUUCAGCUUCAGAUAAGGAGUCCCCUUCCGUGUAGACCAUUAUUUUAUUGCAGGUUGUCAUUUCUGUCAAGCUGGGUUCAAACGUUGUUCCUUGUCUGUGGGGUUCGGAAGUUUGAUCGCGUGUGUGAUGUGGAAUGUUUGGAGUUGCUUUGUGGCUUGUGAUUAGUACCGCUGGUCACCAGAGCUCCUGACCAGAUACCACUGCAGUUCUGAGGUAGUCCUGUAGUGAAAGAUGACCAGGACCAGAGUGGGACGUUGUCAAGUUCAUCUCCCAAAUAGGAAUCUGGUUGUCCAACAUUGAUUCCCAGAUCCAGCAUCUAAAUGUCUUAGCAGAGAUGGGACAGCAGUGGAAAGAAAUGACCUAAAGGAACUCUGGGAGAAAGAAAAAAACUAUUGUAGAUGUUAGUUUGAAAAACCAUGGAUGACCCAGAAUUCCAUAAUAGGGCUUAUAUCAGGUGAAGGGUAGGAGGCAAGGGAGAUGUCGUAUUUGCUUGGAGCAAAGACUAAGAGUAACAUGAUAGGGUUAGGACAGGACAGGAUGGAAGUUGGCUACGCAGACAGACUUUCUAUACAGGCACCCAUCUAUACAGGACUGUUGGCCGCGGUACUCAUGCAGUAGAGAAAAGGGACUCUGCCCACCCACAAGGUUGUGCUCCAGGGAGGCAACUCUUCAGGGAUCCUCAGGGGUCCUAGGGCCACACAGGAGUAUGGAUACACAGGAGAUGGAAGUGUGUCACGAGCCAGUGCGUCCCAGCUGGGGUCCUUUAGGAUUGAGUCCUUCAAAGAGCAACUGGAAGUACAGACUCUAGCUAAAGAACGUGGGUAAGUUCAGCAUAGUGGUGCCUGCCUGUAAUCCCAGUGGCUCAGGAGGCUCAGUCAGGAGGAUCGUAAGUUCAAAGCCAGCCUCAGCAACUUGGUGAGACCCUGUCUUUAAAUAAAAUAUAAAAUAAAAAAGGGCUUUGGAUGUGGCUCAGUGGUUAAGCACCUCUGGGUUCCAUCCUCAGUACAAAAAAGAGACAUGGAUAAAUGUCAUGAAAUUAAUCAAAUUAUACUUUUAUGGACGUUCAAGUAGGCCACAGUGAUGACCACCGAUCUCUAAAAUGUGCUAAUUUAGAGAAGAGAACACCUGUGAGAAGUGAAGGUGUGAACCUGCAGCUGGUGGGCCUCAGAAUGAGGACUUCUGUGCCUGGAAACCCUCAGCUCCCUUCGACCACUCUUCCAAGUAAAAUCUUAAUGUCAUUUAAGCCCUUUAUGAGGCACUUGUCGUCCCUUCAUCCAGGUCGUGGUCCUCCAGCUGUGUUGUGGAACACUGAGUGUUCGAGGGGUCCAUGAGAUGGAGGGGUAAACACUUUCACCCACCCCAAACAACGCUGCCCUGGGGGAGAGUUUAGAAAUAAGAAAUCAGUGGACGCACCAAGAAAGCACCCUGCGUGCAGGUCGUCCUGUGGUGCGGUCUGAACUCGGAACCUCAUGGUGAUUUCAAGCUGGAGGAAACAAGGCUUGAUCCAAGCCCACCCUUCUGAGGACCUCCACAGGCUGCUGCAGAAGGGGUGCUGGCCGCUGUGUCGUGAAGAGCCCCAGGGCAUGCUCCCAUUGGGUCAGACUGUCUCGGUGUCUGUUCUCUCUGCUGGAAGGCUCAUUCCCAGAGCUGGGCUUGCCAGGUUGGUUCUGAGGUCCCAGAUCUGGGGAGAUCAGGGAGGUGGUCUUUGAGGACCCGCCAGCCCUUUCUGUCACUGUGCCACAGUCUUUGGAAGAAGCUGCUGUCGUUCCAUGUGUUGUGGUCACUCACUUUGAUCCAACUGUCUUCUUGCUUGACCAAGGCAAAAGUCUUAGGGAAAAUCGGGUCCUCUGGGUCAGGCUCACCUCCAGUUUCUGUUCCUGGCCUGCGGUGCUGGCCAGCCGCCUGGUAACUGGGUGCUUUCCCCACAGUCCAGUGAGCUCAGCUCUGCGGCCUCAUCCAAGGUCUGGGCUGCCCUGUCGGCCCUCGGAACGUGACGUUUCCUUCACCUUCUUUCUCUCACAGGCUUGGCCCCUGUAGCGGUCUGUGGCCUACUUGUCCCCAUGCCCUCACGCUCCCUUCACUCUGGGCACCUUCACCUGACUUGAGGCUCCCAAGUGCUCUUUGUCCCCUUCUCUGUUGCGUCUUUGCAGUGCUGGCCCCGCCUGGGCCUCGGUCCUCUCCUGCCUCAGUGUCUUCCCUUGCGCUCCAGGGCUCUGCAGCCUGCCUGGGCCCUGUUUCCAGGUGGGCUGGUCGUGCCUGCGUGCCUCUUGUGGGCCGAGUGCUGUGCGCACCUCAGCUCUUGCCUCUCGACCACCACUCUGGCACGUUUCCUGGCCAGGACCAUUAGGCACAGAGAGUGGAGGUGGCCAGGGCUACACAGACAGGCAGCUGGAGUCUGGGGACUGGAGGCCACUUAAUGUGCUGCAGGCUCCCAGCCCUGCCCGUUUCCUGGGUCUCCACUCGUGGGGAGGGUCUUUGUUCUUCUAGUCACUGUUCUGUAGGGGGUUUGGGUGGUUUUUUGUUUUUUGUUUUCCUGGCAGAAGGGAUUAAACCCAAGGGUGGUGAUUAAACACUGCCACAUCCUCAGUCUGCCCCCCCCCCUCCUUUUUUUUAAUAUAGAGACAGGUCUCACUGAGUUGCUGAGGGCCUUGCUAAGGUGCUGAGGCUGGCUUUGAACUCGAGAUCCUCCUGCCUCAGUUUCCUGAGCUGCUGGGGUGACAGGCGUGGCCACUGUGCCAUUUCUGUCUUUAACAUGCCACUCACUCAUCUGGAGCCGGCUGUUCCUGUUUGAUGGUGUAUUUGGGCCAUCUCUUCAGGUUGGGUGAGGUCAACCAGAUUCGGUCUUUGUGGUGGCAUUGUCUGUCAUAAGUGGAAAUAGAGGUGUGGGAGGGAGGGGGUCGAGAAGCCAUGACGGGUCCAGACCAGGUGUGCUGUUUGGAGUGAAGACCUCUCUGAGCUCCCAGCUUCAGCCCCAUUGCCACACCGGGCGCACUGCGCCCCUCCCCUCCCUCAGUGUCCCACAUCCUGCCCCUGCCCCUGCCGUUCAGGUAUGUUUGGUGCCGGCCACAUGCACAGCAGCUUGUGUUUAGGAAUUUUGUCCUUCAAAGUGUCACCAUGUGUGACAGGUUGACCUUGAGGCAUACCAGCAGGGACAGGAAGUACACAGUUGUAGAGGUCGUGAUGAAUGACAGUGGGAGUACUGGAAGAUCACCUCUAGGUUUAUUGAUCUUGGAAAGACCCAGGACUCAGGAUUCUGUCACACUCGCAGCUGUGACUUUUAUCACAGCCAGAGGAGACAUAGCAAACCCCACAGAGCAAAGAGCCUCCCGGGGCAAUGUCCAGAGAGCCAGAGUGUCCUUCUCGUCCUGCCUCAGUGGGGUCACAGAUGGGCCUUGUUGGCAUGUCACCUGGGACUGGGCUAGCAUGUGAGAAAUGUCUCCUGGGAAGCCUGUUGGGAAACCCCUGCCAGGGUGAGUGUUGGGCACACUGUCCUCUGUCCAGCACAUACCAGACUCUGGACCUCCCGAAGGGUUCUGGUGUUCAUUGUGAGUCCCAUGUUUCCACAAAAGACCUGGCCACACAAAGCUGCCUUCUCUGGAGCUGUGGGAAGCCUCCCAACAUCUCAGUCCCAAGCUGCCACCAAGGCUCACCCUGUGAGCUGCAGGGUGGUGGUCUCUGGCCCCACUGUGACUUCUCCUCACAGAGACCCAAGUGAUACUAAAGCACUGUGUAUGUUCGGGUGUCUGUCACUUUAAGCAAGUACUGUUUCCUUCAGUGAAAAAUGAAGAUCUUAAUUUCGAGAUGAAGACGCAUAUAACUGUUGUAAUAAAAAAUCCAAGCCACAGUGGAACUUGUUACAAACCACCGGGACAGGAUUUAGUUUAGUUACAAGGUACAGAGGACACUGCUGAGAGAAGGACUUGGUGCUGGUACACGUGUGUACCUGUAUGUGUGUGCCCAGUGUGUGUGUACCUACUGUGUGCAUGUGUGUGAUACACACGAAUGGCUGCGAAUGGUCUGACCUGAAUUCUCCCUCCACUUGCCUUUGUCUGUGAAGACAGAGUGGCCAGGGGGCGAGGUGUAUUUCCAUGGUUUAUACUGAAACUCCCUUUACUGCUGCUAUCUGAAGCCUUGGCUUCAGCGGAGAACUAAGGAAUAUGACACUCAUAACAGUUCCUGCAUCAUUAAAUGCAGAUAACUUUAAAGGACAUUAUUGCAGACACUCGUGGGUCUGUUGGUUUUAUGUCUGAGAGGGAGUCAUUGACCCCAGCUGAGAGGCCCUCUGCAGACACUUGCUGGAAGCAUCUGAGGAUGGCUGUCCUGCCUCAGCUGUGGGAAGCUAGUGCCUCCUGCAAGGUCUAGUGAUGAUGUCACUGUGUUCUGGGGGCUAAGGAUUUUCAGUCUUGGCUGGGGUGUAGCUCACUAGCACACACAAGGCCCUGGGUCCACCCCUAGCAGCAGCUCCCACACACAGGGUGUUGGACAUCUUAACAGUGGCAUGGUCUCAGCUAGGUCAAGUGGGCAGCUUGUCUUGCCUGCUUGGAGCAGAGGAUUGUCGUGCAGGGAGGAUCCAGUAGUCAGACUGUGGGUAUUUCCUGUCACUGCUCUUACCUGUAGGGUGGCUACGGAAGUUCCUGGCCAAGGUAGGAAGAGACUUCACAUAAAGAAAUCCUAUCUCCUUGUGUUUCUUGGGCUGUGGGCAGGAUUCCAUCCUGCUGACCACUCCCUCCAUUCUUGACAUAACUCUUUCCUUGGUUCUGUGCAUCCUUCUCCUAGGUCACUCCGUCUUUUCCCUGCUGGCUCAUCCAUGGCUGGCCACCUAUGUCAUGCUGGAAUUUCUAAGUCCCUGGUCUGCUUUGCCUACCAACACCUAGCUUUAUCUCCCCAAUCCUGACCUUGUAUGGUGCUCUAGACCCGUACACCAAUGCCUGCUGUCAGCCAGUGGGCUGUCCACGAGACUUAAUUAAGGUCAGUAAAUGGUUCCCACUUGAGCUGUGCCCUGCACCUGAGGUCCCAGCUACUCAGGAGGCUGAGGCAGGGGGAUCUUUUGAGCACAGGUGUUGGCAACAUAGUGAGACCCCAUCUCAAUGAAUAAGUGAGGGCUGGGGUGUAGUUCAGCAGCACAGGGCAUUGGAGGCCCUGGGUUCCAUCCUCAGCACCACCCACACUCACACACAAACACCUGACCCUCUGCAUUAGAAUCCCUGCCACUGGGCUGGGGAUGUGGCCCAAGCAGUAUCGCGCUCGCCUGGCAUGCGUGCGGCCCGGGUUCGAUCCUCAGCACCACAUUCAAACAAAGAUGUUGUGUCCGCUGAAAACUAAAAGAUAAAUUAAAAAAAAAAAAAAAAAAAAAAGGAUCCCUGCCACUUGAAUUCUGUCUCUGCAACUGUGAGACUAAUUUUUUUUUUCCUGUACUAGGGAUUGAACCCAGGAGCACUUUACCAUGGAGCUACAUCCCCAGCCCUUUUUAUAUUUUAUUUGAAGACAAGAGUCUCUAAAAGUUGCUGAGGGUCUUGUUAAAUCCUCCUUCCGCAGCCUCCAGAGUAACUGUGAAUCUUGUUAGAAACCUCCUACCAGUUUUGCAACCCAGAGAGUCUUCCAUCUCUGGCACAUAAACAUGGAGGUAGACAGCACCCCAUCUCCCAGGUUCUGUGGGAGGGAAGGAGCCUGACUUCCCUGGGUACCUUGAUCCAAGUUGCAAACUACCUACUAUUGUAAACAAAGAAGUUUCUUUUCCCCUCUGAAGCCAAAUUAACUCAAGAGUCACAAGGUAAGUUAGGAUGAACUGUGUGGCAACUCCUGACAUGUCCCCUCACUUGAAGACCAUUAUGUAUUUCGAAAACAGCAUAUAAUGGUCUGCUUGGGCAUAUGAAGGGUGAGGUUUUACUCUGUCUUUGCAGUGUCUUACUGUAUAGCCGGUGAUGUGAAUCACAUUCUGAUCUAGUGUUGUUCAAUAAUACAACUUUUCUUAAAUUGGGUAGGUGGGAUGACACCCGUAAUCCCAGCUAAUCUGGAAGUCCAGGCAGGAAGAUCACAAGAUUAAGGCUGGCCGCAGCAAUUCAGCAAGCCCAAGUCUGAGAAAGGGCCGGGCAUGUAGUUGAGUGGUAAGAGAGCUUGCCCAGCAGCGCGGGGCCGGGUUCAACCUGCAGCACCAAACAGCAAUAUGCCACCCGGCCCGCGCCACCCAAACCACGCGAGAGCUUCAUUUCUCUACGACAUUUGUUUUCUUGGUAGAGAGCGAGCGGUUUUACCCAUCUUUCCCCAACACGAGUGACACACCCUCACUCGCAGGCUCUGUCUAUUGGUUACGGAGAUUUUUUUUUUUCAAGUAUAAACGACAUAUCCCAUUUCCCGCCUAAAAAUAUUCAAUUUCGAAUGUUCUUGGAAGCCUCCAUACUUGCCAAAUAUGUUCUGCUUUUCCUACAUUUGAGACCAAAAUUGCAAACGUUACAGGGUUCGCAAAGACACCGAGACCAGGACCUGGCGGCCUGAUACUUGCACCCCCAGGGUGACUGCCUCAGACCCGCACGUGCGCUUGAGCCUGCCCUGCCUCAGCCUCACCCUGGCCCCGCCCCUGCUUAGCCCGCCUGUUCCGCCUCAUUGGCCCAUGCUCUGAUAGACACGCCCAACUCCUGUCUUCAUUGGGCACGCUGCCGAUGGCGUCAGAGAUUUCGACCAGUGGGAAUGAGGAACCUUAUCGGCCCGCCCUGGAGUCUGGGGACGGCUAUAAAAGGCCUACUGCCCAGCUGGUCAGGACUUCCCGCCACUUACCUCUUGCUUACUUUCGUGUUUCCUCGUGGCCGCUUUUCACAACCGUAUGCACCCCGGCCGCCAACUCCAAAGGGCUCAGGAGGGCCCUGGCUCCCCCUCAUCCGUAUCAGCAUCCACCCGGAGGCGGAGCUGCAGUGGGCCAGACGCAACCCGGAACCCCCGCCGUGAAGCCCUUCACAAUCUAUGACCUUGAAAUCGGGCGUCCUCUGGGCAAGGGCAGAUUUGGGAACGUCUGCCUGGCUCGACUGAAGGAGAACCAUUUCAUCGUGGCCCUGAAGGUCCUCUUCAAGUCCCAGAUCGAGAAGGCGGGACUGGAGCACCAGCUGCGCAGGGAAGUCGAGAUCCAGGCGCACCUGCGACACCCGAACAUCCUACGCCUCUACAACUAUUUCUAUGACUCUCGCCGGAUAUACCUGAUUCUGGAGUUUGCUCCCAGGGGUGAGCUCUACCACUUGCUGCAGAGAAGGGGCCCCUUGGAUGAGCAGCGCACAGCCACGAUAAUGGAGGAGUUGGCAGACGCCCUGACAUACUGCCACAACAAGAAGGUGAUUCACAGGGACAUUAAGCCAGAGAAUCUGCUGCUGGGGCUGAUGGGUGAGGUGAAGAUUGCAGACUUUGGCUGGUCUGUGCACGCCCCCUCCCUCAGGAGACAGACUAUGUGUGGGACUCUGGACUACUUGCCCCCAGAAAUAGUGGAAGGCAGGACCUACAAUGAGAAGGUGGACCUGUGGUGCCUCGGGGUGCUCUGCUACGAGCUGCUGGUGGGACGGCCACCCUUUGAGAGCCCCUCUCAGAGCGAGACCCAGAGGCGCAUCCUCAAGGUGGAUGUGACGUUUCCCCCCUCCAUGCCCGAGGGGGCCCAGGACUUUGUCUCCAAGCUUCUGAGAUACCAGCCCUCAGAGCGGCUUCCCCUGGCUCAGGUCCUGGAGCACCCCUGGGUGAAGGCGCACUCAUGGGGGGUGUUGCCUCCCGGUGCUCAGAAGGCUUCCUGAGCCCAUCUACCUCUGUCCUUCCUGUGCACCCAGGGAAGGCUUCCUCGUUUGUCUUUUUAAAUAUAGGAUGCUAAUUAAUAAAGACUUGAGUCAUUUACUACAAGG
Messenger RNA from Marmota monax (woodchuck), 13598 nucleotides. RefSeq names its product zinc finger protein 264. Gene Ontology annotation, molecular function: DNA-binding transcription repressor activity, RNA polymerase II-specific; ATP binding; protein kinase activity. NCBI's taxonomy places the organism in Eukaryota, Metazoa, Chordata, Mammalia, Rodentia, Sciuridae. The transcript is spliced from 7 exons. Gene Ontology annotation, biological process: mitotic spindle organization; protein phosphorylation; regulation of cytokine production. Gene Ontology annotation, cellular component: spindle pole centrosome; spindle midzone; chromosome passenger complex. The coding region runs from base 12387 to 13493 and encodes 368 amino acids. The record is from RefSeq and is a predicted model, not a curated record.